Molecule: messenger RNA, 1708 nt
Organism: Apis cerana (Asiatic honeybee)
Lineage: Eukaryota; Metazoa; Arthropoda; Insecta; Hymenoptera; Apidae
Product: mitochondrial 2-oxodicarboxylate carrier
Biological process (GO): transmembrane transport
Source: RefSeq, a predicted model, not a curated record
GUCAGCACUCAACUCUCGACUAUGAAAUGACAUUGCAAUCAUUACUAUUUAGUGCUAUUACAUAGUAAUAAUAAAAUGGCGGCGAUAAUAAUUCAAGGUUACAAAUAUAAUUUUUGAAGAGACAAAAUAUCACAAAGGAAUUAUAUAAAUUUAGAAGAAAAUAUGUAUUUUCUUUUAUAAAAAACUAAGAAAAUUAAUUAACUAAAUAUCUAUUAAGAAAGACUGAAGUAAAAUGGCUCAUAUAGAAAUCACACAUAAACCAAGCCUUUUGAAGGAGGCUAUUAUUCAAAUUGGUGCAGGUGGUUCUGCAGGUUUUGUGGAAGCUUGUAUAAUGCAUCCUAUGGAUCUUAUUAAAACACGUUUUCAACUGCAGAUUAAGACAGGAUCACAAGAUGUGCUUUAUUAUACAGGAAUUAGAGAUUGUAUGAAAAAAAUGUAUAAAAAUGAAGGAGUUGCUGCAUUUUGGAAAGGUAUAUUACCACCAAUUAUUAUGGAAACUCCUAAAAGAGCUGUAAAAUUUUUCUCCUUUGAACAGUAUAAGAAAUUCUUUAAUAAUCACACAUCAAAAACAAUGACAUUUUUUUGUGCUGGAUUCUUAACUGGUGUAACAGAAGCAAUCUUAAUAAAUCCAUUUGAAGUAAUUAAGGUGCAAAUGCAAUCUAAUCGUAAACACAUUAGUGAUAGUCCAUCAACUAUUGCUGUAACUCGACAUAUUCUUUGCAAACAAGGUUUUGGACUAAAUGGUCUUAAUAAAGGUUUAUCUGCUACAAUAAUGAGAAAUGCGAUUUUUAAUUCUUUCUAUUUUGGUAUCUAUAAUUCCAUCAUUCCUUGGUUAAAUAACAAAAACGAAUAUACUUCAGAAUUAUUUCUUAAGUUUACUGUAGGUUUUAUAUCCGGAACAGUGGCAUCCUGUAUGAACAUACCAUUUGAUGUUGCUAAAAGUCGUAUCCAAGGUCCACAGGAAAAAAUUCAGUAUAAGGGUACUUUGCAAACUAUUUAUUUAGUUUAUCAUAGAGAAGGAUUUAGAGCUUUGUAUAAAGGAUUGUUACCAAAAAUAUUACGAUUAGGACCAGGUGGUGCAAUUAUGCUUAUAGUUUAUGAAAAAAUGAAAAUAUAUUUAAAUAUGGAGUUUGGCAACUAAGUAAAAUUCUAGAUUAAUACAAUCUGAAUUGUGCAUUUUUUACUAACAUUGUUAAAAUAGUUCAAGUAAUAAUUCUUUAUUAUUUAUAAUAUUAUAAUUGGAAUUUAUCUUUAGAUUUAACAGUAAUAAUAAUGUUUAAUAAUUAAUAAUUCGUUAUAUAAAUAUAUAAAUAAUCUAAUAAUAUAAAAUAAAGAAUUAUAUCAAGAGAUUAAAUUUAUUAGAUUUUACAUCAAAUUUAUAUAUAUAAUUUAUAUAAAUAUAUAUUAUUUAUAAGAAAGUUAUAAUAAUUAUAUUUUCCAUUAAAAAUUUGAAAAUAUAUUUAUAUAAAAAAAAUUAAAAUAUAUUAUAAUAAAAAAAGAAUAGAUAGAUUAAUAUCUUCAUUAAUAUCAUUAUUAAUUUUAUCUAUUUGUAAAAUAAAUUUUUAUUUGUUUCAUAAAUUAAUAAUUCAAUGUUAAACAUUAAACUUCAAGAAUAUUUUUUAAUUAUUUUGUUAUUUGUUUGUUACCUAAUCUAAUAUCAUCUAUUAAUUUUUGUUAUAUGAAAAUAAAGUAUUUCUUAAUACAAAGA